CGUUCCCCCUUGGGCCUUGGCCAUGUCUGAGCAGCCGAAGCGGGUUUCCACGCCGGAGAACGGCCACGGCGGCAAGAGGCCAAGGGGGCUGGCCGCACCCGACGGCGGGGUCAAGCAGGAGCGGCGAGAGCAAGGGCAAGCGGAGGCGAGCCAGGGCGGCGAGGGAGAGGGGGCCGUGGUGGCCGUGCAAACCAUGGAAGAGCCGCAGAUCAACAUCAGGAUCUCCGUCGCGCGUCUCCACUGCCACGCCUGCCUCCUCCCCCUCAAGCCCCCCACCUUCAAGUGCGAGGCCGGGCACAUCGUGUGUUCCACCUGCCGCGGCGGCCACGGCCAGGUCUGCGACCGCGCCGCCACCCACACCGCCUGGGUCGAGCUUGACGACAUCGUGCGCGACGCCAAGGUGCCCUGCGCCUACUCGGAGUACGGUUGCACGAGCUGGGUCGUCUACCACGAGGCGGCGGACCACCACCGGUCCUGCCGCUGCGGGCCCUGCUUCUGCCCGAACCGUGACUGCGAACUCCUCACCUCGCCGGCGAGGCUGGCCGAGCACCUUGGCACCCACCACGCCUGGCCCGUCACCAAGAUCGCCUACGGGAAGCCGUGCAAGGUCGCCGUCCCGGGGCCGCAGGGCGGGCAGGUCCUCGUGGGCGAGACCGACGGGUGCGUGUUCCUGGUGUCCCCGUGCGCGCUCGGCGCGGCCACAGCCGUGUCGCUGGUGUGCGUGAGGGCGAGGGGCGACGCGGCCGCGGGGGCGCCCCAGUUCCGCUGCAAGCUCUGGGUGGAGGUCGAGGGCAACAAGGAGAACCUGGCGCUGGUCACGUCCAUGGUGGCCAGCAGCGACCUGUCCGGCGGGUUCGUGGCGGCCGACCAGGGCAUGUUCCUGGCGGUGCCGCCGGAGCUCCUGCACGACGGGUCCGGCGAGGCGCCCGCCCUCAUGGUCCGCAUCGACAGGGCCGCCGCAGCCACUGGCGUUGCCAGGUCCCCGUCCGCAACUCCGCCGUUGAGGCUCGCCAAGAGGCUGCAGUAAUGGGAAACGGAGACUAGGCGGCAAUUUGAUUGGUUUCAGCAGUGCCUUCCCUGUUCCCUCUAUUGCGUGUGUAUUGGCAGCUAGAGUUUCCGAAUGGUGGCAUGGGUGUGUGUUCUGAAUACUCUGAUGUAGCAUCCAUGGAUCAUCG
This is a messenger RNA of Panicum hallii, 1175 nucleotides long. Its product is annotated as E3 ubiquitin-protein ligase SINA-like 10. The transcript is spliced from 2 exons. Bases 23 to 1027 code for a protein of 334 amino acids. The record is from RefSeq and is a predicted model, not a curated record. Gene Ontology annotation, molecular function: zinc ion binding. Lineage: Eukaryota; Viridiplantae; Streptophyta; Magnoliopsida; Poales; Poaceae.